This is a messenger RNA of Caenorhabditis auriculariae, 1993 nucleotides long. NCBI's taxonomy places the organism in Eukaryota, Metazoa, Nematoda, Chromadorea, Rhabditida, Rhabditidae. The record is from the annotation of a GenBank genome assembly.
AUGAACUACCCUGGUUGCACAGGGAAUGGCUCAGAUUGUCGAUUGGAAUCGAUUUUAUGGUCCACUUAAAGCUUAGCAGCUCUUUUUACAGAUUUUCCAUGUCUGGAAGCGAAAGUCGUUUUGAGUCUGUUGCAGAAGCUCUUCUUGCGUAGAGCCAUUCCAAAUGCGUCUCGGACUUCCAAGCAAGAAAUUUUUUUCCAGUUGUCGGGCUUCUGGGCGAUUUUGGCGCUGGAGAGCGUCGCGGCGACGUCGGCCGCCGUUCUAUGCGUCUUUGCCGCCGUCGUCUGCAUCAGAACUCGGAGUUUCCAUGCUUAUUUUCGGUUGGAUUAGAAAAAAGGCCCUUUUCUCCAUUCCGCGAAAUUCCAGAGCCAUUUUGGUUGGACUUCUAGCAGUCCUUUUCCUCUACGUGUUCGUCGACGUUUUCAACCCGAUAACUGCGGCUUUUCCCGAGUUUGUCGACUCGAUAUACCUGAGUAAUUCUUUCGUUUCGAUAUGAUCUGUUUUAUAAUCUUUGCCGGCGGGUUCGAAACAUGAAACACUUGGAAUAAUCUUGAAAACGGCUGUGUGCAUUUUUAAGGGGCCAUUUUAGGGUUUUGACGUUCUAGCGGCCAAUAUAGUAGUAGAAUUAAAGUUUUCACUUAAGGGAAAAAAAUGUGAUGGGCUCUUCAGAAGUGUAAUUGAUGCUACUAGACUAUUAAUAAAUCCUAUAGUGGUCACUAAGAUGCGUAAUAGUGGCUUCCAUAGAGGUGGUUUUAGUGGCCACUUUAGAAUCCUCUCCAAGAAGCCCUUGAGGGGCCUCUUAAGUGGCUGCUAAAGUCUUACCCCAGUGACUAAUCUUUUGACCUGGAAAAAAAGGUUCUCAAAAGAUUGCACAAGGAAAAAGAAAAUGAAUCUUCCGGCAUUAAUAAACUGUCUCAAACGAUUUUCUAAAAAAGGAAGUAUUUUUUCAGAUCCGAUCCGAUGGUGGAGCCAAACGACCGUUUUUCAAUUGCUAACAGUCGUUUUUCUCUUGAUUUGCCUGGAAAGAUUAGCCGCUGUCGCCUAUUUUGAGUCCUACCAAAAAUUCCAAUCACCCUGGCCCGUUUUUAUCGCCUUUUUGAUUGCGGUAAAACUUUUUUCUCAAUCAUUUCUUAAAUUAAAAACUUCAGACCGUUCUAACUGCCAUCUUUCGCCUGCUCUACAAGCUCUGUGAGUUUCUUUUUUUCAUUAAAAUAAUGGAAAAAAAGAACUUUUACAGACAAAAUCCGGACCCUGUUCUCCUGCGUAUUCCUGGAUGCUUUUACUCUAUUGGUAUAUUCGAAAAAUCAUAAGAAAAAAAUUUUUUGCACAGGUUCUUCUCUACUCGAGACAUAAAAAUCGUCAAUUAUUCAGUCAAAGCAUUGGAAAUACAUUGUCGACAAAAUAUCAGGUAAAAGUUUAGAAAAGUUGAGCUAAAGGAACAGAAUAGUAAGAAAAAAGCACUUGGGAAAUUUAGGCCGUACCGAAAGAAAUCUAAAGACGUCAUGUAUGCUCCACUGAACACUAAAAAAAAGAAGUUUGAAAACUUGAAUUUUUUCUAGUUUUCUUUCAACAAUAAACAGACAGAAGUCGUUAAAUAUUGAACUUAGCCAAAAUUUUUGAAACUGAACUGAAAAAUUAUUUUAGAUGAAUGGGUCCUUAUACUUAAAAAAAUUCAGUGAAAUCAUCAUUUUUUUUUGAGCUUUUUAAAUUUAAAUUUCAGGAACCGCUCUCAAUUAAAAAUUCGUGAGCAUUGAGUUUAUUCGAAAGGUUCAAAAGUUGACAGGCAAAAAUAAUUUUUUUGAAGUUUUUUUCCCUGAAGAUAUCAUUGGUUUUGAAACGAAAAAUAGCAUUGGUUUUGAAAAAAAAAAUAGUUCUAAAGUUUUUAAAUUAAUACUUACAGUAGAAUUAAUUUUAAAAUUUUUUUCCUACAUUUCAAGUUUAACUGUACCCACAAAAAUUAUAUAAUUUGAAUUUUCAAUUUUCAGAUAAGUGA